AUGAGUGGCACUCUGGGCGGCGAGGCGGGGCGGCCGUGCCAGGCGCGGGCCGCCGCCGCCGCCAGCAGCACGCCAGCCGCCAACAGUGCCCCCGCCAGAGGCGCCGCCGUCGCGCGCUGCACCUGCCUGUCUCUCGCGAUACUUAGGCACAGCUUUCCACGCACCGGUCGCCUGCGGCGAAUUGGGAGCGAGUCGACAGAGUCUUCCCGUUCCCUCUCCGCCGCUCCGAAGGUGACGAUCGCUCUCCAGGCCUGCUCGCUGCCGCUCAUGGCCCUAACCAUGGCCGACAGCGAGAGGUCCGCCCCUAUUACUGUGGACACGGCAGCGCGAAGGACCGCCCAAGCGGAGCACUCCUCGCGCGUGUGUCGUGCCGUAUCCACUAUGCCGCCCACACAAUGGUGGCACUCCGCAGGUCGACCUUUGUGUCUCUUCUACUUCGCGCACCCAUUCGGUGUGCUGUCUUGUGAGCCACCGACGGUGCUGCUGCCCGGCGCGGCCUCCGCCGCCGCCCCCGGUGCCGCCGCCCCCGGCGCUAUGGCCCGCCGCGCAGCCGCGCCCGCCGCCGCCUGGCCCGCCGCCACCGUGCCCGCGCGCCGCCUGCCUCCCUACACGCGAACGCUGCCGCCUUUAAGAUUGCCAACACCGAGACCGACCUCGAGUCCUGGUGACUGUGAUGACGUGUGGUCAAGGAGCAUUUUUGUACCUCCCGAGAAGGUAUCUCUGCCGCCUAUAGAGUUGCCAUUGGCAACGGGUGAAAUGUGCCCUGCUGGCUACUCCGCGGUUGCGGUGAGUGGAGGAGUGGACGCGGUGCCGGCGGGCGGCGCGUGCGCUGUGGGUGCAGCCCGCGCUCGGCGCUCCCCGCGGCCAGGCCCGGUCGGCGUGCGCAAGCGUUCACGUGGCGCACUUACACGCCUGCUGCGCCGGGCUGUUGCUACAGAGUUAAAACGAGAACGAGAGGGUUAA
Pectinophora gossypiella (pink bollworm) is the source of this 963-nucleotide messenger RNA. RefSeq lists its product as uncharacterized. The transcript has 5 exons. Lineage: Eukaryota; Metazoa; Arthropoda; Insecta; Lepidoptera; Gelechiidae. Bases 1 to 963 code for a protein of 320 amino acids. The record is from RefSeq and is a predicted model, not a curated record.